AAUAAAUAAAUAAAUAAAGCUUGUGGGAGUGAAACCAACGCCUGGCUCGGAGCAGCAGCCGCUGAGGUGUCCCUGGCCAGUGUCCUUCCACCUGUCCACAAGCAUGGGGAACAUCUUCGCCAACCUCUUCAAGGGCCUUUUUGGCAAAAAGGAAAUGUGCAUCCUCAUGGUGGGCCUGGAUGCUGCGGGGAAGACCACGAUCCUGUGCAAGCUAAAGCUGGGUGAGAUCGUGACCACCAUUCCCACCAUAGGCUUCAAUGUGGAAACCGUGGCGUACAAGAACAUCAGCCUCACUGCAUGGGACAUGGGUGGCCAGGACAAGAUCCAGCCUCUGUGGCGCCACUACUUCCAGAACACACAAGGCCUGAUCUUCGUGGUGGACAGCAAUGAUAGAGAGCGCGUGAACGAGGCCUGUGAGGAGCUCAUGAGGAUGCUGGCUGAGGAUGAGCUGCGGGAUGCUGUCCUCCUGGUGUUCGCCAAUAAGCAGGACCUGCCCAACGCCAUGAAUGCGGCCGAGAUCACAGACAAGCUGGGGCUGCACUCCCUAUGCCACAGGAACUGGCACAUUCAGGCCACCUGCGCCACCAGCGGUGACGGGCUGUAUGAAGGACUGGACUGGCUGUCCAAUCAGCUCCGGAACCAGAAGUGAACGCGACCCCCUCCCUCUCACUCCUCUCACCCUCUGCUUUACUCUCAUGUGGCAAACGUGCGGCUCGUGGUGUGAGUGCCAGAAGCUGCCUCCGUGGUUUGGUCACCGUGUGCAUCGCACCGUGCUGUAAAUGUGGCGGACGCAGCCUGCCGCCAGGCUUUUUAUUUAAUGUAAAUAGUUUUUGUUUCCAAUGAGGCAGUUUCUGGUACUCCUAUGUGAUAUUACUCAGCUUUUUUUAUUGUAAAAA
Messenger RNA from Callithrix jacchus (white-tufted-ear marmoset), 896 nucleotides. The record is from RefSeq and is a predicted model, not a curated record. NCBI's taxonomy places the organism in Eukaryota, Metazoa, Chordata, Mammalia, Primates, Cebidae.